CUUUGUCUUGUACUGCUACUACUUCUACUAAUCUAUCUAUUAUCUCAAGUAUCUUCUGAUUUUUGGUAUUUCAGUAUAUGGGUUUUCCCCUUUCUUAAUGUUUUCAUGUGAUUAUAUGUUCAAACACCUAUGAUUUUUUAAAGAUUGACACUUCAAUCGCUGAUUAAUGAAUAAUAUGACUUCACUAAUUUUUUGGGUUUACCAGGUUCUUCUUCAUAUUUUGAUCGUUUUGCUGCGUGUUUCCCGAUUAUUAGGUGAUCUACACAGUUAUUAGGAUUCAUUAUUGAAUUGUAGAUAUGCCAAGGUUCAAGCGUUUGCAGAAGAAGCAAAAUUCAGUUCAGUCAGUAUCUCAUCCAGUUGCUGAAUCAGGACCUUCUUUUCUUCAAUCAACGCCAUGCCUGCCAACACAUCCGACCAUGUCAUUUCGGGCAACAACACAUCUGGCCCCAUCAUUUCAGCCUACAUCGCAGGCGACUCCAACAUUUCAGCCGGCAUCACAGCCGUCUCGAUCAGUUCACUCAAUAUCCCAUCCAGCUCCGAUGGAUCAGGCCGCACCACAGCCGGCUCCAGCAGUUCACCCAGCAUCACAGCCAUCUCGGUCAGUUCACUCGACAUCAAAUUUGGCUUCGACAGAUCAGGACUCACCACAACCAUCUCUGUCAGUUCACUCGACAUCACAUUUGGCUUCGACAGAUCAGGACUCAACACAGCCAGCUCCAACAGUUCAGGCCGCAUCCAAAAAGCGUUCUAGGUCGCAUUGGAUUGUAGACGCAAUAGAUUCAGAAGAAAAUAUCAGGAAACUCAGAGUGAAAGUUAAUGAAGUGAUCAAUUUAACGUGUGAAGAACGUAUUGUGGUUGAUUUUGAUUACUUGGAUGAACCAUUUGGAGAUGGACGCGGCCUUCUUUCACGCUUUUGUGGAAUUUUGGCAUGUGACUGCUCUUUAUUUCCAAUCAACUUUGAGAAAUGGUUAAGUUUACCUAUUUCAUACUUCAACCGCGUCUUCGAUCAAAUUAUAAAGCCCAAGUUCUUCUUUAGGACAACCGAGUCAGUUGCAAUGGGACAUGUCUAUAAAUCUAUUGGAAAGAAGUGGGCUGCAAAUAAAAAUAACUUGUGGAAGACACAUGAAGACCUGCUUAAAAGUAAAACUGAGAUUAUUGAAAGUGUGCCGGAUGGGAUUCCACGUGAUCAAUGGAUUUCUUUUGUUGAUUACCAAUAUAAAGAUUCAACAAAGGCAAUGCGAUUAAGAAAUGCUGAAAAUCGAAAGAAACAGACUAUACCACACACAGGCGGCUCCAAAGCUAAUGCUACGAGAAGGGCUGAAAUGGUGAGUAAAUUAACUUGCUAUGUAAUUAUUUCUAUGUAG
Molecule: messenger RNA, 1364 nt
Organism: Lycium ferocissimum
Lineage: Eukaryota; Viridiplantae; Streptophyta; Magnoliopsida; Solanales; Solanaceae
Exons: 5
Coding region: 297-1364 (355 amino acids)
Source: RefSeq, a predicted model, not a curated record